Girardinichthys multiradiatus is the source of this 2316-nucleotide messenger RNA. RefSeq names its product ferredoxin-fold anticodon binding domain containing 1 (gene fdxacb1). NCBI's taxonomy places the organism in Eukaryota, Metazoa, Chordata, Actinopteri, Cyprinodontiformes, Goodeidae. Bases 229 to 2127 code for a protein of 632 amino acids. Gene Ontology annotation, molecular function: rRNA (uridine-N3-)-methyltransferase activity. Gene Ontology annotation, cellular component: cytoplasm. The transcript has 6 exons. Gene Ontology annotation, biological process: rRNA base methylation. The record is from RefSeq and is a predicted model, not a curated record.
CGUAACGUUGCUUGUGAUUUGUUUCUCGCCGGACAACUGUAUGAGCGACACCAGCGUUGGUUUCUACAGGUGACUCCGGUUACCGUUAUUGGAGCAGGACGGACAGUGGUGUCUGUCGCUUGUCGUCGUCUCAUCAUUUCUGUCUCAGAGCAUCACAAACCAGAACAAAUUUCAGGACAACUUGUUGGGGAAAUUGAUUAUUUAAGCCUCCUCUUGAGUGUGUCUGACAUGUCACCUUCACGGUCCGUUCUGCUGGUGGGAGAGGGGAACUUCUCCUUUUCCUCCUCGGUGUGCAGGUUGGACUCUGAAUCAGAGAGCAGCGUAACGGCCACUUGCCUGCAGCAUCAGGAGGAGGCACUGCGGCAAGAAGGUGCAGCCGCCAACAUCCAGACCAUCAAGGACUCGGGAGGAACUGUCCUGUUUGAGGUGGACUGCACAAAGCUUGGGGAGUGCGCCUUCCUUAAGGGCCGUGUGUUUGACCGAGUGGUGUUCAACUUCCCCCACUGCGGGAGGAAGAGUGGGGUGAAAAAGAACAGAGAGCUUCUUAAAAACUUCUUCCUGAGUUGUGUUGAAGUUCUGGCUGAGGACGGGGAGGUUCACGUCUCCUUGUGUAACGGACAAGGCGGGACUCCGGCGGACCAGCCGAAGCGCGAGUGGCACAACAGCUGGCAGGUGAGUGCCAUGGCAGCCGAAGCUCACCUCAUCCUCAGCGCUGUGCGUCCGUUUGAAAGUGACAAUCUCCCAAGUUACAAGUCCACUGGAUACAGGAGCCAGGAUAAGGGCUUUCAUGUGGAGAAAGCUCUGCUGCAUGUGUUUUCACGCAGCACCUCCUACACUCCUGUCCAGAUAGUACAGAUGGAAGAGCUUGUUGAAGGGGAAAAGGUCCACUACAACAUACCAGCUGAGCUCAGUGAUUAUGUAUUCAGGAGGUUCCUCUGCUCAGAUUCCAUCCAUCCCGUCAAGUUGGUGCAAGACUUUCUUCUCGAGGGCUUUGCAGAACGGUGCCCAGUCUCCAUGAAAGAAGAACCUUUUCCCUUCCUCAUAUCGGCCAAACGGCUCCAGACAUGCUGCCACGGUGUUGACAACUUGCAGUGCUACUGGAUCCAUCCACUUCAGAAAGAACUCACCUUUCAUGUUCAAGAAAAAGAUGCUGCUUGCUCAAACACAAAAGCUACUUUAUAUCCUUCCAAGUCAGACAAGGUGAGGAGUAAGGGAACUGAGUGUUUACAGCCUAUAUGUUGCCAUGAUGUUAAUCUAGAAGUGGAAGGGGAUCUUUACAUGCUGCGUCCAUCACUGCGUCCUCAGCUGGAAGAGCUCCUUAUAAACAAAGAAGAUAUUGAUGCUGCACAACCUCAAGAGGAAAUUGAUAAAGGUUUUGAGGUUGAGGGCAGUAAGAAAGAAGAAGCCUGUCAGGGCUGUAAUGGGGCUUCUAGCUUGUUGUUUGGUAUAAGUGGGGUGGUGUUCAGGGGUGUGCCUAUCAGCCUUUGGGCUCUGCCUGCCUUUCAUGAGCUUCUCCUCACGGGUGUUUUCCCUUUGGAAAGUGAGCCAGUUAAAUUGAUAUUACAUGAGCUGGAAACGCUCCUCUCUCCUUAUGGGGUCUCCAUAGUUACAGAAGAGGGAGGCCUGCAUCUGGUGGCUCAGCCGAUAGGUUUGAUCGGUAAAGUGUUUUCAAGCGACACCGCUGACAGCAACAAGCACGUCACUGUCAGUGCAUCUCUAAAUUUAGACCUCCUCGCUGUUCUCUUGUUCUCAGUCCCCGACUGGCGGCUGCUUUGGUCUCAUGACCCACGCUUCCUAAAACAGUUUUCUCUCCGACCACCACCAGGGACGUCUUUUCAGCCUUUUUCCUUGCACCCCGAGUCCUUCAGCUUUGACAUCAGCUUCUGGACAGGACCAGCAUGGGUGGAGAAAAGGUUCUACGCUAUUGUGCGAGAGGCAAGCCGCGGAACUGUGGAGCAAGUUAAACUCAUUGACACGUUCUCGCACCCUGACCUGAGUCAGACCAGUUACUGCUACAGACUCGUCUACCACUCACACACACACGCCCUGUCUCACACACAAGCCCUGAGAUUUCAUAAGCAGCUGGAGGUAUUACUCUCGUCUCGUCUGCAGGUCACAAUCAGGUAACACUUCCCACAAACUGUUGGAGACAUUAGGAAAAACUCCAACAUGAGCUUUGAGCCAUAGGAAAAGAUGACCUGAAAAUCUGUAGUCAAACGUUUGCAGUGGUUGAAACCGUGGUUGUUUUGUUGUCAUUUGAAAUGUGACUGUAUGUUUGUGUUAUAACUAUACAAUAAACUUAUUAUUUAAACUGAA